This is a messenger RNA of Xiphias gladius (swordfish), 1257 nucleotides long. RefSeq names its product tumor necrosis factor receptor superfamily member 6B-like. The coding region runs from base 1 to 897 and encodes 298 amino acids. The transcript is spliced from 5 exons. Gene Ontology annotation, molecular function: protein binding. Lineage: Eukaryota; Metazoa; Chordata; Actinopteri; Istiophoriformes; Xiphiidae. The record is from RefSeq and is a predicted model, not a curated record.
AUGAACAUCAUCAACAUGCUCUACCCACCGGUGCUGUUCUUGCUCUCGGGCGCCGUCCGCGGUGCCUGGGCGACGGAGUCCGUUCCCACCUUUGAGCACGCAAAUCCGUUCACGGGGGAAAACCUCACCUGCGCCAAGUGUCCCCCGGGCACGUACAUGACCGCGCACUGCACCGCCACCGAGCCCACCCAGUGCUCGCAGUGCAGGGGUGACCAUUACACGGAGCUGUGGAACUACCUGCCCCGGUGUCUGUACUGCGACAACUUCUGCGCCGAGAACCAGGAAGUGGAGAAGGAAUGCUCGCCGUACAGCAACAGGGUCUGCCGGUGCAAAGAAGGCUUUUACGGGACCACCGACUUCUGUAGCAGACACGCAGAGUGCGAGCCCGGACGCGGUGUUCAAACGAAAGGCACGUCGCAAAUGAACACUGUUUGUGAAACGUGUUCAGACGGCUACUUCUCCGGCUCCUCUUCUGCUCUGGAAACCUGCGUAAAACACCAGGAAUGCGCAAGGGGACAGAUUGAGCUCCUCCCCGGCACAAUUACCCAGGACAAGUUGUGUGGCUCCUGCGGGGACCUUGCCAAUGGAAAUGAGACGCUCAGGACAAUCCUCUCAGGGUUCUUGGGUAUGCACAGGAUUCGUGUGUCAAAAAUGAAGAAAUUUGUCACCAGGUACAUUAAUAAGCCAGUCCCCAGACAGAGAGGUCCUCUCCUGCAUCAAAUCAGGGCGUGGCUGUCCCAGGCUACGGAGGAGCAGCUGAAAAAGCUGCCACAGAUGCUGAAGGCUUCACAGCUCAACUCCAUUGCAGAGAAACUAGACAGGAGACUUCUGGAGAUUCAGCAGCUGAGCCACAACUGCAGCUUGCAACUCUCUGAGGUAGCUACUCUAAAAGACUGAGCGUCCAUGGUACAUGUAGGAGUAUAACAUAUCUCUUUCUCUGGAUUUACAAUGUGAUACAGUAGCAAUUUUUUUUUUUGUGGCAUUUUUUUCCAUUUGAAAAAUAGUUUUUAUCAUGAUUUUCAUUUGUCGGUUGAUUUAGGAGAGCGUGUAUUGCCUCAAAGGUUGACCUGGGGAUGUUUCAUAGAAAUAAUGUUUUUUUUUUUCAUUGUUUUAAAAACUGUGAGAUGUUAGGUAUUUGGACGGGGACACCAUUUUUGUAAUUGUGUCUCCGUACACCACCACAGUGGAUUUGAAAUGAAGCCAUCAGGAUGUGACUGAAGAGUGGACUUUCAGCUUUAAUUUAGGGGGGGGCAGUAA